Molecule: messenger RNA, 558 nt
Organism: Zygotorulaspora mrakii
Lineage: Eukaryota; Fungi; Ascomycota; Saccharomycetes; Saccharomycetales; Saccharomycetaceae
Product: gluconokinase
Exons: 1
Coding region: 1-558 (185 amino acids)
Cellular component (GO): cytoplasm
Molecular function (GO): gluconokinase activity
Source: RefSeq, a predicted model, not a curated record
AUGACGGCGAGCGCUGCUAAGGUUAUUGUUUUGGCAGGAACUGCCGGCACUGGUAAAUCAUCCGUGGGAGAAUCACUAUUAAAGCAUCAUAUUCAGAAUUACCCCCAUAUGGAAUUUUUAGAGGGUGAUUUACUACAUUCACCCAGUAAUAUAGAAAAGAUGUCUCAUGGAACACCACUGAAUGAUGCCGAUAGAUGGGAUUGGUUAAAGAAAGUUUCGAAGGCAGCAAGCGAAUCAUCAAGCAAGAAUGGAGGUUUGAGUAUAGUGACUUGCUCCAGCUUAAAAAAAAAAUACAGAGAGUUGAUGAGAGAAACAUGUCCAAAUUCAGAGUUCUACUUUGUCUUCCUAUAUGGGAAAAAGGAAGAGAUCUUAAAUCGAUUAAAGAAGAGAGAAGGCCAUUUUAUGAAAGCCAAUAUGAUGGAAUCGCAAUUCGAUGAUCUUGAAUUACCUCAAGAUGACGAGAAAAACUGUUGUAUUGUAGCAAUUGAUAAUAAGAGCUACCAAGAGAUUGAUAACGAAGUCAAGGCAAAAAUUAGUGUUCUUCUGUCACGAGCAUAA